AAUUCAAUAUUCAUUGUGAUCACAACUUGAAACAAUGAUGUUGUUUUAUUCUCUCUUGACGACAUUGGUGUUCCUUUCGGGGUUGGCUAAUGCCUUUUAUUUACCAGGGGUUGCUCCAACAAACUACAAAAAGGGUGACACCAUUCCCUUAUUUGUAAAUCAUUUGACUCCUUCUUUGAAUCAUUAUUCUAAUGCUGCUCAUAAGAAGGUUAACACAAAGACAUUUGUAUACUCAUAUGAUUACUAUUACCCAAGAUUUCACUUCUGUAAGCCAAAUGGAGGUCCAAAGAAGCAACUGGAAUCUUUAGGAUCAAUUGUUUUUGGUGACAGAAUCUUUAAUUCUCCAUUUGAUAUCAAAAUGUUGGAAGAAAAGUCAUGUGAAAAGUUAUGUUCUUCCACAUACGGAAAGACGGAUGCCAUCUUUGUUAAUAGAAAUAUUAGAGCUGGAUAUAGCCAUAAUUGGAUUAUUGAUGGAUUACCAGCUGCUAAACAUAUUUACGAUCCCAAGACUAACUCUGAAUUUUAUGGUUCUGGAUUUGGAAUUGGUGAAGUUGAUGAGCAAAACCUUGCUAACUUGUUUAAUCAUUUCGAAAUUAAAAUUGAAUAUCAUAAGCGUGCUGAAGACACUUUUAGAGUUGUCGGAGUUACUGUAUAUCCAAUGUCCUUUGAUAGAUCUAAGUUAGCUAAGGAUGCUUCCAAGGAUCAACUUUGUUCUUCAGAAUUGAAGUCUAUCAAUUUGGAUAAAGAUGGUGAAACUGUGGUACUUUUCACAUAUGCAGUUACUUUUGAAGAAUCUGACACCGUUUGGGCUACAAGAUGGGAUAAAUAUUUGCACGUAUAUGACCCAAAGAUCCAAUGGUUUUCCUUGAUUAACUUUUCUUUAAUUGUUAUUAUUUUGGGUAUAAUUAUCGCCCAUAUUUUAACUAGAACAUUAAAGAAUGAUAUUUCAAAAUAUAAUGAAGUUAACUUAGAUGAUGAAAUUUCUGAUGAAAGUGGAUGGAAAUUGGUUCACGGAGAUGUUUUCAGACCUCCAAAGCAAAGAAUGUUUUUGUCUGUUUUGGUUGGUAGUGGUGUUCAAAUUUUCUUGAUGAUCCUUGUUACAAUUGUUUUCGCCCUUUUUGGUUUAUUAUCCCCUUCAAACAGAGGAGCAUUAUCUACGUUUAUGUUCAUUCUUUACAUUUGCUUCAGUAUAGUGUCUUCAUUUGUUUCUGGAUACCUUUACCGUUUUUUCGGUGGAGAAAAUUGGAAAUGGAAUAUGAUUUUAACUCCUGUUUUAGUACCAGGUUCAUUAUUUGGAAUUUUUGUUUUGUUAAAUUUCUUCUUAGUUUUUGUUAAUUCAUCUGGUGCUAUUCCAUUUGGUACUUUGGCUGCAAUUGUUGUCAUUUGGUUUGUUUUCUCAAUCCCAUUAUCUAUUGUUGGAUCUAUCUUGUCAGCUAAGAGACAAUUGAUCUCUGUUCCUGUCAGAACUAAUCAAAUCCCAAGACAAAUUCCACCUCAGCCAUGGUACUUGAGAACUAUUCCAAUUAUGUUAAUGUCCGGUAUUUUCCCAUUUGGAUCCAUUGCCGUCGAAAUGUACUUCAUUUACUCAUCUUUAUGGUUUAACAAAAUCUUUUACAUGUUUGGAUUUUUGUUCUUUUGCUUCAUUUUGAUGCUUACAACGACAUCUUUGAUCUCAAUUUUAAUGAUUUAUUACACUUUAUGUUCUGAAAACUUUAAGUGGCAUUGGAAAUCUCUCUUUGUGGGUGGAGGAUGUGCAAUUUAUGUGUUCAUUCACUCAUUGUUCUUAACUCAUGGAGAAACUCUUGCCGGCUUAACCUCAUUCGUGUUGUAUAUUGGUUACUCCUUUGUUGUGUCAUUACUAGUAUUUAUUUGUUGUGGUUCUGUUGGUUUCCUCAGUAGUUUGUUUUUCGUCAGAAAAAUUUACUCUGAAAUUAAAAUCGAUUAAGUGCGCAAGAAUGAUUUAAAUAAAAAGGAAAGACUAUCUGAUCAUUUUUUUAUUCUGUUUUCAAUGAUUCUAUUCAAUGGUUGGAUUUCUGUACGGAACAUUUUGUAAUAAAGGAAGUAUAUAAAUAGAGAAAUACAAAAACUA
[Candida] anglica is the source of this 2089-nucleotide messenger RNA. The record is from the annotation of a GenBank genome assembly. Lineage: Eukaryota; Fungi; Ascomycota; Pichiomycetes; Serinales; Debaryomycetaceae.